Messenger RNA from Nicotiana tabacum (common tobacco), 1854 nucleotides. RefSeq lists its product as uncharacterized. The record is from RefSeq and is a predicted model, not a curated record. Gene Ontology annotation, biological process: cellular response to heat. NCBI's taxonomy places the organism in Eukaryota, Viridiplantae, Streptophyta, Magnoliopsida, Solanales, Solanaceae.
UUGUACACAGUACAUCGCUUAUACACCAUCAUGUCACCUUUUCAAGAUUACAAAUCUCACAUUUAGGGAGACUUACUUAUAAAUAUCUUUUGAGUGUCUGAUAGUGUAAAAAAUUCUUUACCCAACCAAUAUAAAACUUAAUUAGAGUGCGUCUAGAAGAUGUUAAUAGGAUUAUUACCGAGAGUCCGGGGAUUAUUUAAAAUCACUACCUCACCGUCACAUUCUGGUUAUCAGAAUUCCACUAUUGGCAAUUUAAACCACAUUCUAGUAUUUUUUUUUUUGUUCCCUAUAUUUUGCAUAGAACACACCGCAGUUAUUCUUUCAAAAUGCAGCUUUCUUAAUGUUCAAAACUUAAUUAACUUCUGCUUGAGCUGCAAGCACAAUUCAGAACCAUCGUACGCCAUACUAAACUUAAAAGUGCGCCACAUUGUGGAGUACAAAUGAAGUCUUAAUUGGAAAUGCAAUGUGCACAUAUGAACCCAUUGAAGCCAAUUACAUAAACUCUUUGACAAGGCAAAAUACCAGCCUUUUCCUUUUUACUUGCCUAUCCCACAAGAUAUCGCCUUCAAUCUUAACUUUUCUUUUUUGUCUAUUAUUUCACGUGUUUAUAUCACAAUUCCUCAGUUAGGAGUCAACAUUCAAAAACUUCGAAAACAAACCAUCUGACAUUAGUUAUAACCCUUCAAUCAAGAAUCAAAGUUUUUGGAGUAAAGCCGACGAAAAUGGAAAUGGAAUUGGGACUCAAACUAACAAGAGCUGCGGAUGAAUUUUCCUCUACUGAAUUCCAAUUUGCAAAAGAUCGAGCAGGCUCUCUUUUCCAAUCUACAGAAACGGACACUAUGUUCAUCCUUAGUGUCCAUUUGAAAGGUUAUACAAAAAAAAACAUAAAGAUUGAUAUAAAUGAGGAAGGGACAAUAAUCGCGAUAAGGGGUGAGAAGCUGGUUCAAGAGACUGUGAUGGUAGGGUGGAAAUUGGUCAAGAAAGAUGUAGAAAUUAGAAAAUUUAGUAAGGCUUUCAAGAUUCCAGAUGGGGUGAUCUUGGAUAAAAUCAAGGCUAGAUAUGAUGAGGAAAAGUCUAUAUUGACAAUUGAAAUGCCAAAGAAAGUGAAAGGAAUUCUUGGAAUUGAGUUUGUAGAAGUGGAGGAGGAUGAGCUUAUUACUAGACAAGGCACCUCUGAAGAUUUGUCAAUAGUAGCUGAUAAGAUUCCUAAAAAGGUCACAUUUAAAGAUGAUAUGGAUAAACCAACAUCCUCAGCUGAUUCAGAGUCUACUAAAAAAGAAGAAGAAAACCAAGAAAAGGAGAAGAAAGAAAUUGAGGAAAAAAUUGAUUUGGCAUCUAGUAUCCGAAAACCACGUGAAGAAGUUGAAAAACAUGUUGUCAAGGAUGAAGUUACUAAAAUGGAGAAGGAACUAAUGCCAAAAAUAGAGUCAAACAUCAAGGGCAACGAUACGAUUCAAGAAAUAAGAGAGCCUCAGAGCAAUCAAUUAGGUGGUGAUAAAACUGAAUCUACAAGUUCAAGGGAUGAGCCUAAAGAUGAUCAAGAUAGUGAAAGAGCAAAUGGAAUUUUAGAAAAGGAAGAAGAUGGUGAAAUAUCAAGGAAAAGGGAAGGAGACAAUGUGCCUAAGAAAAGCUCCAAAAUUUGUGUGCCAAUUGUUGCAGGCUCGGCCUUAAUAUUAUCUCUUGUUGUGUUUGUAAUUCAUUUGAUUAGAACUAAGAAUCAAUCUGGGAAAAGAAAAGGUUAGAGCAAACUAUAAUUCUUGAGUGUUGUUAUUUCCUAAAGCAUUUUUUUUCGUUUCCCUUUCUUUCAUUUGAUUGUAAAAAGAGGGUGUGAUGAUCAAGGCUCAAUUUAUUGUA